AUGGGAAUUUGCGCUUCUUGUUUGGGUCAGGGUCGUCGUGACCCCAACGAUUACGAAUCCACCCGCCUCCUAGAUGAUGACAUCUACCAAUCCGGUUACGGCUACGGCGCCCUCAACCAUGCGAACCAAAUGAACCACCCGGAUCCAGAGUCCAUCAAGCGCGAACGAGAAGCUCUCGAAGCCAUCUGCCAACGAACCUCCGAAUCCGUUAUCGACAUUUGGUCCCUCCAACCUCAACCUCACCUCCAACCCCGCGCAACCAUUCCUCGCUCGAAUUCAGGAUCCCGAGAAGGCGCCGCCAACGAUGACCCGCCUAUCGUUGUAACCGCUCCCUCCGCUGCGUCGUCGAAUACCGCUUCCGAUAGUGGUACAAGUGCUAUACCGAAACACUGGGGCGAGGUCGUUAUUAAUCCGAAAAAGGAUCGCGGAGCGAAAGCAGGUGGGAAGAAUGGGCGUGAUGUUUUUGGUGUUUUGCAGGUUUCGUGA
Aspergillus ruber CBS 135680 is the source of this 486-nucleotide messenger RNA. RefSeq names its product LAMTOR1/MEH1 family protein. The coding region runs from base 1 to 486 and encodes 161 amino acids. NCBI's taxonomy places the organism in Eukaryota, Fungi, Ascomycota, Eurotiomycetes, Eurotiales, Aspergillaceae. The record is from RefSeq and is a predicted model, not a curated record. The transcript is spliced from 3 exons. Gene Ontology annotation, biological process: lysosome organization; positive regulation of MAPK cascade; endosomal transport. Gene Ontology annotation, cellular component: Ragulator complex; late endosome membrane; membrane raft.